AUGCGUCUUCCUAUUCUUCUUCUGACUCUCGCUGUCAUGGUCUCUGCCACUAUCUACUGGAAACAUCCAGUUCGAGAUGCGAAGGCGCUAGUCGAGCAUCAGUUGAAGCUUAUCAUUGACGCAAUGUAUAUCCAGGAUAUCAAAUUGUUCGAGAAGCUUGUCAAUGAAAACUAUAUUUUGGUCCAACCUAUUAUCGCAAUGUACUCUUCUGAAAAAUCUGGAUAUAUUCUCUCGGCGAGUAAAACCGCAGACGGAAGUCUCAUUGCUAUAGCAAGAUCAACAAAGGACGGGCAUGACAGUCUCUAUUUUAAGUGGGAGUUGUAUGCUGAGAGUCCAAGCGGCUACAAGCUGGUCAUCUGCGGUUUCUGUUCGGUAAUCGGGCAAUACUAA
Molecule: messenger RNA, 390 nt
Organism: Caenorhabditis remanei
Lineage: Eukaryota; Metazoa; Nematoda; Chromadorea; Rhabditida; Rhabditidae
Exons: 3
Coding region: 1-390 (129 amino acids)
Source: RefSeq, a predicted model, not a curated record